Limulus polyphemus (Atlantic horseshoe crab) is the source of this 1750-nucleotide messenger RNA. It is a transcript of the gene T3dh, whose product is annotated as hydroxyacid-oxoacid transhydrogenase, mitochondrial-like. Gene Ontology annotation, molecular function: alcohol dehydrogenase (NAD+) activity; metal ion binding. Gene Ontology annotation, cellular component: mitochondrion. Bases 19 to 1407 code for a protein of 462 amino acids. The record is from RefSeq and is a predicted model, not a curated record. NCBI's taxonomy places the organism in Eukaryota, Metazoa, Arthropoda, Merostomata, Xiphosura, Limulidae. The transcript has 14 exons.
CACACACAGUAUAACAAAAUGGUGUCUCGUGUAAGAGUUCGAGAACUUGUGAAAGCCGUGUCGAUUUCUGCUUCUUGCCGCUGUCCGGCCCAUGGAGGAAUUAACCAAAUUUAUCGUAAUAACCAUGAACAAAGUAAAGAAGAGAUUCCACAGACGGAUUAUGCCUUUGAAAUGGCGUGUUCAAGUGUACGGUAUGGACCAGGAGUCACAAAAGAAGUUGGAAUGGAUCUAAGUAAUUCUGGAGCAAGGAAUGUUUGUUUGAUUACAGAUGAAAACCUAGUAAAGCUUCCUCCCGUGAAAGCUGUGCUCGACUCACUCCAUAAGUAUCGAAUUAAUUAUAAGAUCUUUGAUAAGGUCCGGAUUGAACCAACUGAUUUAAGUUUUAGUGAAGCCAUAGAAUUUGCGAGGAGCAAUAGUUUUGAUGCUUUCCUUGCAGUUGGUGGUGGAUCUGUAAUUGACACGUGUAAAGCAGCCAAUUUAUACUCCUCCGAUCCUCGAGCGGAUUUCCUUGACUAUGUGUCAGCACCAAUUGGUAAAGGAAAACCUGUCACAUGUCUCCUCAAACCACUAAUAGCAGUGCCAACAACAGCAGGAACUGGAAGUGAAACUACAGGAGUGGCCAUUUUCGACUAUGUGCCUCUAAAGGCAAAACUAGGCAUAGCAAACAGAGCUUUGAGGCCUACCUUGGGAAUUAUCGACCCUCUCCAUGCUCUGCACAUGCCAGAACGUGUGGCGGCUUUCAGUGGGUUUGAUGUGUUAUGUCAUGCCUUAGAGUCCUACACUGCAAUCCCGUAUAACCAGCGAUCUCCUUGUCCGGUAAAUCCUAUUGAACGGCCAGCCUACCAAGGCAGCAAUCCUGUUAGUGACGUGUGGGCUCUCAAUGCCCUGAAAAUAAUCCAGCGAUAUUUCAAAAGAGCAGUAUACAAUAAAGAUGAUCUGGAGGCUCGAUCAUCCAUGCAUUUAGCAAGUACUUAUGCUGGGAUUGGAUUUGGUAAUGCUGGGGUACAUCUGUGGUUUAGACUAUGCUUAGUUCUGUUGUGUAAAAUACCUGAAGAUGUCACAUUAAUGCCUCAUGGCCUCUCAGUUGUAAUAACUGCUCCUGCAGUUUUCAGAUUCACUGGAGCCAUGUGUCCAGAACGUCACCUGGAGGCAGCUUCUUUAUUAGGGAGAGAUACUAGUAAUGAUCGGAAGGAGGAUGCUGGCGUUAUUCUUGCAGAUAUUCUUAAGCAAUUCAUGUCUGAGAUGGAGAUAGAAGAUGGUCUGAAAGAGGUUGGUUUUAGUGAAGAAGACAUCCCUGAACUAGUGAAGGGAACAUUACCUCAGCAUCGUGUUACCAGACUUGCUCCACGGCCCCAAAAUGAAGAGGACCUAGCUAAGUUGUUUGAAGAUUCAAUGUCUGUGUACUGACUUCUAACAGUAAAGACAGGACUUUGCCAAGCUGUUUGAAGAUCCAAUGUCUGUGUACCGAGUUCUAACAGUAAAGACUGAACUUGCUUCAUGACUCCAAACUGAAGAGAUUUGUCCAGUUGUUUGAAGAUUCAGUGUCCAUCUGCUGUAUUACCUAAUAAGCCUUAUAUUAGCCAUUUUAUCCCAGGCUUAAAUCUGUUAAAAGAUUCAUCAUCUUAUUGAUAGUUAGUUUCUGUUAUUAUGAGUAGUUCCUGACAAUGAUUUACACUUUUUUUUUGUUCAGAACGUUUGUUGUUGCUGCAUCAUUUUAAGAUCAACUGAAAUAAAAUUAUUAUUUUCCAAA